Messenger RNA from Girardinichthys multiradiatus, 2375 nucleotides. RefSeq names its product SDA1 domain containing 1 (gene sdad1). The record is from RefSeq and is a predicted model, not a curated record. Gene Ontology annotation, cellular component: nucleolus. Bases 133 to 2193 code for a protein of 686 amino acids. Gene Ontology annotation, biological process: ribosomal large subunit export from nucleus; ribosomal large subunit biogenesis. The transcript has 22 exons. NCBI's taxonomy places the organism in Eukaryota, Metazoa, Chordata, Actinopteri, Cyprinodontiformes, Goodeidae.
CAGCCGGACGUGACGUCUCCUCCUGCGUUGUGUGCAUAAUGGCAGCGUACACUCUGGCCACGCUUGCCUUAUAAAAACUAGUUUUUCUUCUGAUACAUCUUCGACACGUCUUGGUUUGAAUCACCUGCAGUCAUGCCUGGGAGACAAAGCAACAAAUUACCCAACAACCUGCCGCAACUUCAGAAUCUCAUAAAGAGAGACUCGCAGUCGUAUGUUGAUGAGUUUUUACAGCAGUACCGACAUUUUCAGUCCAAUGUGGAGAUCUUCAAGCUGCAGCCGGACAAAGCCAACAGGGAGCUGGCGGAGCUGGUCAUGUUUCUAUCUCAGGUGGCCCACUGCUACAAGCAGCAGCUCUCUACGUUUCCUCGGCUGCUGUCUGAGUUAUUAAUGAGCUACCACACAGUCAUGGAGCCAGAUCUGCGGAUGACUUUCUGCAAGGCGCUGAUUCUUCUGCGGAAUAAAGAUCUGAUCGACCCCACAGGCCUCCUGGAGCUCUUCUUUGAGCUGCUGCGGUGUCAUGAUAAACUGCUUAGAAAGACUCUGUACACACACAUUGUGACGGACAUCAAAGGCAUCAAUGCAAAGCACAAAAACAACAAGGUCAACACAACCCUGCAGAACUUUAUGUACACAAUGCUGAGAGACAGUAACCCCAUAGCAGCAAAGAUCUCUUUAGAUGUGAUGGUUGAGCUUUACAGGAGGAACAUAUGGAAUGAUGCCAAAACGGUUAAUGUCAUUACGACAGCAUGCUUCUCCAAGGUCACAAAGAUACUCGUUGGAGGCAUGAAGUUCUUCCUUGGCAAAGAUGAAGACGAAAAAAACGAGAGCGAUUCUGAAUCUGAGAAUGAAGGAAAGUCGGCAAGAGACCUGAAGAUGAGCUACUCCACGGGCAAGAAAACUACCAAAAACAAGAAGAAGCUGGAAAAAGCCAUGAAAGUCCUUAAGAAACACAAGAAAAAGAAGAAGCCUGAAGUCUUUAAUUUUUCAGCGAUUCACCUCAUUCACGAUCCUCAAGACUUUUCAGAGAAGCUCUUAAAGCAGCUGGAAAGCUCCAAGGAGCGCUUCGAGGUGAAGAUCAUGAUGAUGGAGCUCAUAUCUCGUCUGGUCGGAAUCCACGAGCUCUUCCUCUUCAAUUUUUAUCCCUUCAUCCAAAGGUUUCUCCAGCCGCAUCAGAGAGAGGUAACAAAGAUUCUGCUGUGUGCCGCCCAGGCUUCGCACCAGCUGGUUCCACCUGAGAUCAUUGAACUGGUGAUCAUGACCAUUGCCAACAACUUUGUAACAGACAGGAACUCUGGAGAGGUCAUGACUGUUGGCAUCAACGCCAUCAAAGAGGUGGCCGGCCGCUGCCCGCUUGCCAUCAAUGAAGAUCUGCUGCAGGACUUAGCCCAAUACAAGACCCACAAAGACAAGAAUGUAAUGAUGUCUGCCAGGGGAUUGAUUCAGCUGUUCAGAAAUCUCAAUCCACAGUUACUGCACAAAAAGGACCGGGGGAGACCCACAGAAGCAUCAACAGAGGCCAAAAUAAAAGACUACGGAGAACUUGAGGCUAAAGACUACAUUCCUGGAGCUGAGGUCCUGGAGGUGGAGGAGGAAAACAAAGAGGAAGAGGAGGAUGAAGAUGGUUGGGAGAGUGCCAGCAUCAGUGAUGACGAUGAGGAUGGAGAGUGGAUUGAUGUUCACCACUCAUCUGAUGAAGACACAGGCGAAGUGGCUGAGAAACUCCAGAGUAUCCCGGCUGAAGAGAGAAAAGCAAAGGCAGCGGCAGUCAGUGGCAGCCGUCUCCUCACUCAGGACGACUUCAGGAAAAUCCGUCUGGUCCAACUGGCAAAGGAGGUCAACGCUGCUCCAGGGAAGGGCCAGAAGAGGAAAAUGGCAGACAGUGACAAUGAAGAGGAAAAGGGGGACCUAGUGACACUCAGAGACAUCGAGAAACUGCAUAAAAAACCAAAAUCAGACAAAGAAACUCGACUUGCAACAGCAAUGGCUGGACGAACAGAUCGAAAAGAAUUUGUGAGAAAGCGGACCAAGCUGAACCCGCACGCCAGCACCAGCAACAAGGAAAAGAGGAGGAAAAAGAACUUCAUGAUGAUGAGACACAGUCAGAAUGUCAGAACAAAAGGCAAACGCUCCUUCAGAGAGAAACAGCUCGCGCUCCAGGCCGCCCUCCUGAAGAAGAAGAAGCAGUACAAAUAGGGAAAGCAUGAGGCGCUCACGCUGUCUCUUGACGGCUAGCACAAAAAUUCAUUUUUGACUGGAUCAAAUAAUAUUGUACAUCCUUUAAAUGGCAUGUAUUACCUUCAUGUAUAUUUUUUGUCUGUCGAUGAACUACAUUAAUUUACACAUUUUAAAAUAAAACAUCUGUAUUAUUUAGAAAA